AUGCAAGGUGUUAUUUCAGCAGUAUCGAAACUCUUUUUCUUCAAUAUCAGUGCCCAUCAGCCUUUCGAAGGCAUUCACCGCAUGUGGUACAAUUAUCAAGCUUAUUGUGAUGCUUAUGAAGACUUGGACGGGUAUCAUUGUUUCAAUGAGGAGAAGCAAAAUACUUUUGUUGGAAAGCGUGCCGUUAUGGGUUUCAUAUGCUACUGUUAUUGUAUGUUGAUCCACGAUGUGUCAGCAAAAAGUUCAGAGCGUCAAAAAAAUAGCUUGGACAAGUUGUCAUCACAUCUCGUGGCAAAGAAGAAGAAGAGUAUGAGACCCUGUGCGUAUAUACAAAACCAAUCAAUGCACAUCAACAGACACGGCCUCAACCGAAGCACAAAAAUAUGUACAUGUUUGCCUUCAUUGAUCCGUGUCCAAUCAACAGCAUUACUGCAACACUUCAGCAUCGUUUUCUUCAUCGGUCUUCAACAAGUGCAAAGAACCUGA
Molecule: messenger RNA, 486 nt
Organism: Zychaea mexicana
Lineage: Eukaryota; Fungi; Mucoromycota; Mucoromycetes; Mucorales; Lichtheimiaceae
Exons: 8
Coding region: 1-486 (161 amino acids)
Source: RefSeq, a predicted model, not a curated record